Messenger RNA from Anopheles arabiensis, 4608 nucleotides. RefSeq lists its product as uncharacterized. Gene Ontology annotation, molecular function: protein binding. The transcript has 3 exons. The record is from RefSeq and is a predicted model, not a curated record. Bases 551 to 1840 code for a protein of 429 amino acids. NCBI's taxonomy places the organism in Eukaryota, Metazoa, Arthropoda, Insecta, Diptera, Culicidae.
UGAGUUUGUAAGGAAUGAUUGAAUUUGUUCCAUAAAAAAUCACCAUUCCGUUCAAUCAUACGACAAAUAGCCGCACUGGACACCGGCUUUCGAUGUGCAUUCGAAUAAUCAACCCUCGCUUCGCCCUUUUCCACCCCCCGAAACACCCACCAAAAACGUAAACAAAGCGCCCUUCAGUUGCGUACUGUUGUUGGUGAUUGUUGGACCCCGAAAGCAGGAAAUACAGAAACGUUUCAAGCUCUUAUCACCUGAGUUGGCCGGUGCGUACACCCAAUGAAACGCACGCCGAUAACAUGAGAUGCGGAAAUUGGGCCAAAGGCAGCGUUUACGCAAACCGAAAAACGUUGCUGUGGACGUUCCAGCAGCACAACGCACACGUCUCCAAGUUGACAGGGAUCGUUACCUCCGGUUUCGGUUGCUAACUAUCAUGUGAUACAUAUCGCGCGUACACAACACGGCACGGCAAAACGUCGACAUCGGGUUGCAGCGUUUUGGUUUAAUGGUUUAAAAACCGAGAUCCGGGUCUGUGGCGCUCGGGAUUCGGCUCUGGAUGGCGAACUUUAAUCAGAUGCCCAUUGAGAUUUUGGAACAGAUAUUUGACCACCUAGAUUACCGCUCGCGACGCAACCUGACUCUGGUAUGUCGACGAUGGAACGCAGUGCUUCUGUCGGAUCGGUUCAUUGCCCGCAAUGUAACGCUCAUCCUCAAUGGGUCCCGUAUGUCCUGGCUCCACAAGCACAACUUCCAUCGUGCCUAUCCAAAUCUGACGCUCCAGCUGGACAGCACAAUCGAGGGAGAAGCGUCCAAAGGGCUCCGCCUGCUCCCGACGCUCUUUCCUGACCCCUCCACUGUUUGCUUACGGCUGGAUUUCCCUUCCGAACCGGUCUGGGUUGCCUUUUGUCGAGAGCCGUUCGUCAACCUGGCCACAGUACAAACGCUUCACCUGACGGGCAGAUUUCGUCUGGCAUCGCGUCGCGUUUUAUGCCUUUGCCUAGAAGAGCUACGGACGCUCCAGCUAGACUACCCCUACGCGAGCGAUCUAAACCUGGUGGCGCCCAAACUAUCCCGUCUGCAUCUGCACGUGCUGCUAAACGAGCAUAUCGAUUUUCUACAACGCUUUAUCGACCAGCUCCGCUCACUCACCGUCGUGUUCGACGCGAAGGAAAGCUACAACUUCUACAGCCUGCAGCCGGUCGGGUUGUACGAGCUUGUGAUCGAUCGGCGUGACAAGGGCAUGACGAAGAGUGAGCGGAACGCUAGCAUAGCAUUCUUCAAACGGCUCCACCAACUACGGCGGCUCGAGCUGCGGGUGAAGUUUAUCGACAGCGUUGUGCUGCACACGAUCGCGGACAGGCUGGGGCAGCUCCUCCACCUGUCGCUCCAGGUGACCGAGGGUACGAUCGAGCUGAAGCACAUCGCGAACCUGACCCGGCUGGAAACGCUGCGCAUAGUGGCGGGCCGGGUGAAUCUGCAGCAUGUGCACUUGCCGGCGCUUCGCUCGUUCGAGCUCGGCUCGGACGAACUGCCCGGGACGUAUCUCGAGGGCAUCGAGGGACUGAUGGCGUUCCAUCGGCUGUGUUCGUUGACACUGAUCAAUGUGAAGAUCUACCCGGAGGUGCUGCAGCUCACCCCGACGUACAGUGUGGAGCGGAUGGUUCUCGCCCAUUACCGAAGGAUCGACGAGACUCACCUGCAGAUACUGGUCAAACGAUUUCCGGCCUUGCGCUGGCUGCGCAUUAGCCACUGUCACGGGCUGUACAAGCGCGAAAUAGACAAGCUGAAGCGAAUGCUGCCCGAUCUGGCCGUAGCAUUCGAUGAGGUUAAAAGUGAUAGAAUUUGAGGUAAUCGAAGUAGAGGUAGGACCUCGAUUUAAGUGUUCGGGAUGGGCCCUUAGACUACAGUGUGCCAAGAGUAAGAUUUCAUCUAGAAGGUUAAUCGUUAAUGUUAAUUUAUUAAAAAAAAGUCAAUAGCGUAAUAUCGCGUGGUAAAGUUGGUUCAGUUGGAACGCCAUUUUUUCUCAGCCGAUGGGGCGAAUGUGUCGGACGGGAGCGAUUGCAGCUCCCGGCAGACCGCUUUCGUAAUCGUAGACGCUAGCCCGAACUCUUCCAGCUCGCGUAUUUGUUCGUGCAGGUUCGGCACAGGGACGGUGGCAAUCAGCUGCAAAUGAAGGUGAACAGUAAAAAGACGGUAAAAUAUGGAAACCAUCGUCCAUCUCAGCCUUCCCCGCACGAUCCUUACCUUCUUGAGCGCCUCGCUCUGCUCCUCGUCGGUAAAUCCAAGCAACACUGCGGCCAUACUGAUCCGGCUCACGUUCACGCAGACGUCCGCAAUCUCGAGCAGGUUCAGCCGGAACGAGAUCGGACACUUUUGCACCAUCACGAGCGAGCGGGCGAGCAGCGCAUCCUCGGCGAGCGACUGUUCCCGGUUGGCGCUGCGGAACGGUUGCUUGAUCAGCAGCUCCCAGGCCAUCCGGUAGCCCUCGAGCCCGAACAGCUGCCGGUGCGCCGUGACGAUAUCGAUCAGGGCGCGCAGAUUCGCCACCAACCCCAGGCGGGACAUCUGCUUCAGGAUGCCGUUCCAAAUCUGGGGCACGUAGAUGUCGUACCCGAUGCAGAUGAGCGACAGCACCUCGAGCCCCUUCGGGUUGGUCGCGUGCGACUGCCAAAGCAUCUUGAGCAGCGCCAUCUUGUCCGUCUCCUCGAACCGGGCGACCGAGAUCGUGUGCAGGCCGAGUGCCUUCAGCAGGUGGACACACUUGAGCGCCACGUACCGGCGCUGGGUGAAGAACUCCCGGUAGGUGGUACAGUUGUCGUCGGCCAGCCGGCUGAAGCACUGGUAGAUCUGCAGCUGCUUGCUGACGUCCGACGCGCCGUGCGACGCGUCGAGGCUGGAGUUGAGUUCGGCCACCAGAAAUUCGACGCUCUUGGAGCGCUGCCAGCUGCUCAGGAUGUAGUACGCCCGCGCCAUACACUCGUGCACGUUCGAUUCGUCCUCCUGGCUCGCGUCGGACACGUUGUGAUCGUCGUACAGCGUUUCCUCCAGCAUGCCGCUACCGUUGUGGAAACCGUCGGCUGCCGAUGCUGCGGCCGCCACCAUGCCCGAACCGCCGAACAUGGUGAGCCACUUCUGCAGCAGCCCCAUCUGGAUGGCCUCCACGUCGAGCCCGUGCAGCUCGCCGAUGGUGGUCGCGAGCUCGUUCACCUUCACCGUCUGGAAGCAGGACUCGGUGUACAGGGCCUGGAUGAGCUCCUGCGGGUUCUUCACCAGCUGGAACUGCUUCUCGUCUGUGACACCGUUCUGCUGUAACAGUUGCUGCGUUUUCAGCACCGGAUACUUGCGGUAGAUCUUCUCGAUCUUGUCCUUCGCCUCCGGAAUGCCGCUCAGGCUCGACUCGUGCUUGCGGGCAAACUCAUAGCAGGCGUACGCGGCGUUCACCUGAUCGUCCCCAUCGAGCGCGUUGCAGGUGAUGUAGUACAGGAUGUACAGCUUGGUCGACAGAUCCCACACACUGUCCACGAUACGAAGUAUCUGCGUCAUUUGGGGGAAAACAAUGCAAAUUAGUAGAAAGUUUGUAUGGUUACACUUACCCUUUUGAUUGUUCCACUUACCGACUGCAAGAAUGCCCUGUUCUUUGACUGCCGGUGCCAUUCGGAAUGGGGCGAUUUUUCUCUGUUCUGUAUCUUGUACUCGUUGAUCGAGUUGAUGACGGCCGAGCGGCAGAAGUAGUCGUUCAUCUCGCGACAGUCCAGUCCUUCCGCGGUCGCCUUCAUCGACACCAGCACCAGCAGCUUGUGGUAGUUCUCGACCGUAAUGUCCUCCUUCAGCAGCGUCUUGAGCGGUUGGCGCAGAAUCAGCAUGAACGGGUACCGGUACUUGGCAAUUUCCGGCAGCAUGUCGCCAUCGGAGUGCACCCGCAUCCAGGCCUCCAGCUCGGCCUGCCCGGGUCGCUGGCGACGCCGCCCGGUCAGCUGCUCCUUCAUGUAGGUCAGUAUGUUGCCCCACGCCACGACGUCAUCCUUCGUCUCGCCGUACUGCGCAAGGAUGUCGAAGAUGCAGAAGAACUGCUCGUAGAAGUAGCCGUUCGCCUGCUCCAUGUACUUGGUGAGCUUGGAGCAGAGCAGCAGCUCGUUGUCGAUCUCGGCCAGGUACGGUUGCACCAGCGCUUGCAUCGCGUCGGCCGUUUCGUUGAUUACGAUCUCCUCCUGCCCGUACAUGCCGGUGCGCACGGUGAACGACAGCUCCUGCUGGCCGAGCAGCGUGAUGACCUGCGAGACGAGCAUCUGCUGGUAGUCCCAGCUGAACGCGUCGCUCAUCUUGCGCAGCAGCUCCACGUUGAUCACCUUGUGCUUGAGCUCCUUCAUCAGGUCGGACUGCGAGUGGAAGAUGAAGGACUUCUUCGCCUUGAGCGAGGGGUCCAGCUUGCACAGCUCGUGGAACAGUGUGUAGCGCAGCCGCUGGUUGCGCUCCUCCACCGCCUUCGCUUCCUGUCCGAUCGUGAAGUAGUAGAAUUCCAGCAUCGUAUGGAGCGCGAUGCGUUGCGAUUCGUUCGUCAUGUUGGUGCGCAAAUACUCCAGACAGGUUUCGCGGUUCUCACACGUGAAGAGCGUC